CCGGCCUGGGGGGCGGAAGACCCUGGGGCGGGGGGCGGCGCUGGGCCUCGGCCAUAUUGAAUAGCAACGGCCAAAGUCGUCUUUGUCUGCGAAGUCCUCUCCCAAGCUGCAGGCGAGUCCCCGAGGCAGGAAGAGCCGCGGGGCAGCCCGUGCGCCCCAACUUGGAGCCGGGAUACGCGCGUUCACGGCUGGCGGUGGGCUUUGAGCCCCAGGACUGACCUUGCCCUCGGCUCACGUAAGCAUCCCGAGGGGGUUGAUUCCCGCCAGUCCUUGGUGGGGAGCCGGACCUGGCCAAGGCUGGACUUGGUUUCCCGCGGCCGAGAAGUUGGCAGGGGUUGGCUCACCCUUUUGUCUGGAGAGGUGAGACCCUCUGGGCAGGUCGGCUGAGACCCUCAAGACCCAGGCCUCCUUGUAGCUUGGGGUCACUGCCCCCACCCCAGCUUUCACCCUGGAGAUCUUAAAGACCCUGGAGAAAAGCCACGUGGGGGGCUGGUUCCCCUGGGGCUUCCUCCCGUCCCCCGACUGUCUGAUCCUUUGGAACAUCCCGGAUGUCUGCAAAGAUGUGGAUCUGGACGUCCUCGUGGAAGCCCUGAAACCCGUGGGGACAUUCAAGAAGAUCGGCAAGGUGUACCGCAGGGAGGAGGACUCCACGGUGGGGAUGCUGCAAAUCGGGGAGGACGUGGACUACCUGCUCAUCCCCCGGGAGGUCAGGCUGGCCGGGGGCGUGUGGAGGGCCAUCUCCAAGCCUGCCACCAAGGAGGCGGAAUUUCGCGAGCGGCUGACCCAGUUUCUGGAGGAAGAAGGCCGCACGCUGGAGGAUGUGGCCCGCAUCAUCGAGAAGAGCACCCCCCACCCGCCCCAGCCCCCCAAAAAGCCCAAGGAGCCCCGAGUGAGAAGGAGAGUUCAGCAGAUGGUGAGCCCUCCCCCGCGGCUGGUGGUGGGCACCUACGACAGCAGCAACGCCAGCGACAGUGAGCUCAGUGACUUCGAGGCCUCCAGAGACAAGGGCGACAAGGGUCGCAAAGGCCCGGGGUGCAGCAGGAGGGUGCGCAAAAUGCCCGUCAGUUACCUGGGCAGCAAAUUUCUGGGGAGCGACCUGGAGAGCGAGGACGAUGAGGAAGUGGUAGACGCCUUCCUGCGGCGAGGGGGACAGCAGCCCGGCGCGCCACCCGCCCGCCGCCGUGUGAACCUGCCGGUGCCCAUGUUUGACAACAGCCCCAGGCCACAGCUGUCCAAGGCGGACAGGUGGCGAGAGUAUGUCAGCCAGGUGUCCUGGGGGAGGCUGAAGCGGAGGGUGAAGGGGUGGGUGCCGAGGUCCGGCCCUGAGGGGGGCGAGGCCUGGCAGGCCUCCUCUGGGGUGGAGAGGGAUGGGACCUGGGAGCCAGGCAGAGCCAGCGGCGGGGUGAACGUGGGGGACGCAGGAGGCGGCCAGGUGCCUGCGACUCCCCCGAGAAGAUGGAGGCCCAAAAUCAACUGGGCCCCUUUCCGCCGCCGCAGGAGGGAAGAAGCAACAUCCACAGUUCAGGUGGCAGAGGCUGCGGACGAUCGGAGGGAGGAGGCUGUAGAUGAUCAGAGAGCAGAGGCUGCAGGUAAUCAGAGAGCAGAGGCUGCUGGUAAUCAGAGGGCAGAGGCCAUCCCUGUCCAGGGGGCAGAGGCUGAGGCUAAUCAGAGAGCAGAGGCUGAGGCUAAUCAGAGGGAAGGGGCUGCAGAUAAUCAGAGGGCAGAGGCCCCUGUCGUCCAGGAGGCUGAAGCCUCAGGUGCCCUGCUGGCCACAGGGGCAACCCAGGGAGCUAGGGCCCGGAAACAGGUCAAGACAGUGAGGUUCCAGACCCCUGGGCGCUUUGCCUGGUUUCGCAAGCGCCAGAGAGCCUUCUGGCACACCCCCCGGUUGCCAACCCUGCCCAAGAGAGUCCCCAGGGCAGGCGAGGCCAGGAGCCUUAGGGUGCUGAGGGCAGAGGCCAGAGCGGAAGCAGAGCAGGGGGAACGAGAAGACCAGCUGUGAGGCGCCGGGCAGGGGUGGCCCUGUAUCAGCCCCUCAGGGCGUGGUCCUCCCUCCCCUGCACUUGGACGGAGACGCUCUGCCUGCCCCUGAACUUGAAAAUGGAGGUGAAGCAAGGGCCAGGCAAUGAGCCUCCCACCUUCACCCAACACCCCUCUUGUAAAAAUUUUGUCUUUCAUGCAUUGAUUUUCUUGAAAUAUACACACGCCUUCUGGACACCCAAGGAAUGUAAAGAGAGAGGCCCAUAGGGAAGGGUUGGUUCACCCACGAUCUGACCUUCCUCAUAUGCAGCUCUAGGUGCUCAGCUUGGAAAAAAUGGGGAAAGCUGGGGAGAAAUUCCCUCCCCUCCCCCUUUCCCUUCUCCUUUCCGCAUCAACUGCCUCCUUGAACUGAAAAACUGGGUACAAGCCAACAUGCAAAUAAAAAUGUUUAGAAAGCGA
Messenger RNA from Suricata suricatta (meerkat), 2439 nucleotides. RefSeq names its product coiled-coil domain containing 8 (gene CCDC8). NCBI's taxonomy places the organism in Eukaryota, Metazoa, Chordata, Mammalia, Carnivora, Herpestidae. The transcript has a single exon. Gene Ontology annotation, biological process: regulation of mitotic nuclear division; microtubule cytoskeleton organization. Gene Ontology annotation, cellular component: 3M complex. The coding region runs from base 659 to 2002 and encodes 447 amino acids. The record is from RefSeq and is a predicted model, not a curated record.